AGCCUUCCCUGGAGCUUUAAAUGGGACCCCAGCGGCCGAGCUCUGGUCUCUGGGCUGGGCGACUGCCACCCUCCCCUGGUGGCGGUGCACAGGGACGCUGGCUCGGCCAGAAAGGCAACAGCUGGACUCGGGAGCUGGGAGAGAGACAGAUGGAUCCCCAUACCAACAGGAUGAGUGCCCCGCCACCCAGCCCUCUCAUUGUGGACUACCUAGACGACUUUGGCUUGCUGAAGUUUGAGAUGAAGGAGGAGGCCGGCAGGUUCGGGGGCGGCUCCUCGCUGAGCUCCACACCCUGCAGCUCUGUGCCACCCUCGCCCACGUUCAACAAGGCGGGCAGCCCCGCGUCCACCCUGGAAGAGCUGUACUGGAUGGCCACUCUCCACCAGACACUGGCAGCAGCAGCGGCGGGGGGCAGCCCUGAGGGCCAGUUGGCGCAAGGUCUGGAUGAGGCCGUGGAGGUCCUCUUGGGGGCCCCAGUGAUGGACGGGGGGCUCCGCGGCGGAGCAACCCCCCAAGUGCAGGGGCUCUUAGGAACAGCCGAGGGGCCUGGUGGAGAUCAGCAACAGCUGAGCACUCUUUGCGACCACUUCUCUGACGCCCAGCUGGUCUCCAUGUCGGUGCGAGAUCUGAAUCGCCAGCUCCGCAGCUUUGGCAAGGAUGAGGUGCAGCGCCUGAAGCAGAAGCGGCGCACCCUGAAGAACCGCGGGUAUGCCCAGUCCUGCCGCUUUAAGCGGGUCCAGCAGCGCCACGUCCUAGAGGCCGAGAAGUCCCAGCUGGCCUGGCAGCUCAAGUCCUUGCGCACCGAGAUGGCCCAAGUGGCUCACGAGAGGGACAUCUACAAGGCCCGCUGUCAGAAGCUGCUGGGGGACACGGCCAUCACUGCCAGCAGUGGCGGGGGGCAUUGUGGGGAGGGGGCAGAGCCUCCGACACUUAAGCCUACCUCACUGGGAUGUUUUUUCCUAUGAGCAACCAACAGCAGUCCCUUCCUGGUGCAGCGGACUACGGGAGGUGAAUAGGUGAUGGACUUGGCGAGUCACUUUCCCCACCACACCACCCCCAACCUGGCCACUUGGGGGCGCUGUGGACCAAGAACUGUUCCCCCCCCCUUUCGCUCCACCAGAGGGCAAUAGGAACAGAGGCUUUUUAUAGGGCAUUCCCCUUUUCCAACACCAGGUGGUGCAAAAGAGCGUAGGGCGUCAGGGCACGGAGGACGAGUGAAUCUACCCUGUCAGCAUCUCUCAGGUUUUACAACUGUCAUGGCUUCCUCCCUCUCAAAGAAUCCUGGGAAUUGCACUUUGGUGAGGGGGCUGAGCAUCCUCUUAGAAGCCCCACUAGCUCACCUCGUGGAACUACAAUUCCCAAGGUUCCCAGUGACUCUUAAGCCCCAUUGAGUCUGUUGUGUAACUAUGCCAAAACCUCUUACUCUUCUUGGGAAGGGCCCUUUCCUUGUCGUUCUUCCAUCUACCACCAGGCAAAGGACAAAUAAAAGAGAGAGCGUGUGUGAGAGAGCUGA
Messenger RNA from Rhineura floridana, 1513 nucleotides. RefSeq names its product neural retina leucine zipper (gene NRL). Gene Ontology annotation, molecular function: RNA polymerase II cis-regulatory region sequence-specific DNA binding; DNA-binding transcription factor activity, RNA polymerase II-specific. The record is from RefSeq and is a predicted model, not a curated record. Bases 21 to 965 code for a protein of 314 amino acids. Gene Ontology annotation, biological process: regulation of transcription by RNA polymerase II. Gene Ontology annotation, cellular component: nucleus. The transcript has 3 exons. Lineage: Eukaryota; Metazoa; Chordata; Lepidosauria; Squamata; Rhineuridae.